GUGAGUUGUAAUAAUGACGAGACUUGGAAGCUCCGAUCUACACAUAAGUUCUUUUCUAAUAAUUUUGUGCGUUAUUUGCACAUUUGCCACCGUAGGACAAGCUUCAAUAUUCUAUACCAGUCAUACGAUUCCGGUUCCACGGUACCGAUCCUACUAUGAUUCCGUUGGAGAACAGAAACUAACCAAUAACCGGUACGAGGCGAGUGUCAUCGUGCAGGGAGACAUUCUAUUGACGAAACAAUGCGAAUGCAUUCCGCGCUACCAGUGUCGUUCCCCUCGAAACAUUGUCAAUUUGAAAACUCGCGACUGCCAUCACCAUGGAAAAGUGUGCUGCGAAAAUUAGAAGCGAAGAUGAGAUGAACGAAGUCUCUGACACGCGAACAUGACCACUCGGGACAAGCCAGACUAUCACAACACUAUACGGUGCAUGUGUUUCACAUCAGUCUCAUUUUUCCGCCGUAUUCAAGUGUUUAAUAGACGAUUAUGUCUAGUCGGCGUUCGUUCAAAUAAAUAUCCCGCUUCGCAUUAAUUGCAUUGAAUAACGAAAACAAAACAAACGAAAAUUAAUACGCUAUCACGAGAAGACUGUGCUGCAUUGUUUUAACCUAAAUAUUCCCAACAAAACGCGAAAGAAAACUGACCCGA
Messenger RNA from Malaya genurostris, 645 nucleotides. RefSeq lists its product as uncharacterized. The transcript is spliced from 2 exons. Bases 14 to 343 code for a protein of 109 amino acids. The record is from RefSeq and is a predicted model, not a curated record. Lineage: Eukaryota; Metazoa; Arthropoda; Insecta; Diptera; Culicidae.